Dothidotthia symphoricarpi CBS 119687 is the source of this 1195-nucleotide messenger RNA. Its product is annotated as alpha/beta-hydrolase. The transcript has a single exon. Lineage: Eukaryota; Fungi; Ascomycota; Dothideomycetes; Pleosporales; Dothidotthiaceae. Bases 84 to 1085 code for a protein of 333 amino acids. The record is from RefSeq and is a predicted model, not a curated record.
CAUUGGACAUUCGAGCCAGCUACGAUAUAAGAGCCGCAUGACCAUUAGCCUCGUCUCUAUCCUGUCACAACUUUGAUCUCAAGAUGUCUGCCACCUCGAGCGAUUUUGCUUUACCACGUCCGGGCGGAGCGCCUAGUGUAUCGAAGACGCCAAUUCCAGGCCCCGCUGAGGCAGCCUUCACGGAGACCUUCGGCACGCUCCUACCGCCAGCCAAAUAUCUCAACACAGUCCACGGCAAUGCCGCAUAUUAUGAGAUGCUACCUUCCGGCUCUCUCUCCUCUGAAAAUAGCCCCCAAAUACCCGAUCGAGUGCUCUUCAUCCACGGCGUGCAAACCCCAGCUCUAGGCAUGCUCCCACUCGCCCGCGCCCUACAUGCAUCGUUUCCGCAUGCGCAUUUCGUACUGGUCGAUCUUUGGGGCCAUGGAUUGAGCGAUACACCCGUUAUCCCGCACGACUCGAAUCUUUUCCAUCAACUGAUAGACGCGCUGUUGGAUCAGUUGAACUGGCCUUCUGCACAUCUCAUAGGAUUCUCCUUUGGAGGCGCUUUGACAGUCGGAUAUGCAGCCUCGCGGUCAUCACGGGUGCAAAGUUUCACCCUCGUCGCGCCAGCUGGACUUUACAGCUCUUCAAACUUCAAAGUCGAGGAAUUGGGCUACUUGCGAGGCGACGACGAGGCUGCAGCUCGGAAGUGGGUCUUGCAAUGGCUUGAAGGCGGUGAGCUAGUCGUGCCUGCGGACUGGAAGGAAAGAGUUGGGAAAGGUGAGAUUGUCGCCGAGGCUGUUCGAGAAUGGCAGAUGCGUGAGCAUUCUGGGCAUGUGGCUUCUGUAGUCGCAGUGGUCAGAGAUGGUGGUAUCAUGGACAAUGACGCCGAGUUCGUCAAGGCGGUGCAUACCGGCAUUCCAUCACAUGCAAUCCUUGGCGGAACAGAUGAUGUGUGCAGUCAACAUCAGCUCGAGGAAGUUGGCUUCGCAAAUGUUGCUGUUAUUCCGCAGGUCGGGCAUGGUGUGGUCAGGGAAAGAGUGUCAGAGGUUGCGGCGCUCAUCCACGAGUUUUGGACAGGACUUCCGAAGAAGCCUAGUGUCUAGGCGGCCCUGGUCUGUAGAGAAGCAAAAAACACUACUUCAUCAAAGUGUAUAGAUUGGUGAUUGGUAGUAUUUGAUCGUUUGAAACGAAACAUUAUAUCAAAGGUUACGAC